AUAGUAUUUUCAGGCUAUUCAAGGCUCUUUCCAUUCACAGCCAAAAGAUAUAUAUUAUUGUACGAAUGUGUUUGUACGAGUGUUUGUAGUUUUCGCCAGGAUAACGGAAGGACACCUGAAUUACUACAAGCUCAUAUAGGCAUUUUUUAGACGCCACGCUGUCCAAACGUUUACAUCUUUAGUGGAUUUCAAUUUCACUUGCAAGCAGACGACUUUGUGUAAUCGAGCAACCAAGAUCAUUGAUCGUACUGUAACAACAACAUUGCAAUCAGAAGCAUAAUACUCUGUUCAUAUAUCCACGUGGCGUGUUACUCCAAGGAGGUAUGAUUUUAAGCUCAUUGAUUACACCCGAAUUGUACUGCGAAUUACUACAUUCAAUACUGAAGUGAAGAAGAUAGUUGAAAAUGGCAGUCGACGAAGCCGCUCUGAAAACUGCUGACAUUGUCGUCAUCGUCAUCCAUUUCAUAGUCGUUCUCACACUGGGUAUCUGGUCGGCAUGGAAGGCGAACAGGGGAACGACUACGGGUUAUUUCCUGGCGGGUAGGAGUAUGAGCUGGUGGUUGGUUGGUCUGUCUCUAUACGUGAGUAACAUCGGUAGCAUCCAUUUCAUUGGACUCAGUGGAACCGCAGCUAAUAACGGAAUUGCAGUCAUCUCAUAUGAGUUUCAUGGACUUUUCUGCCUGUUGUUACUAGGAUACAUCUUUAUGCCAAUCUACAUAUCAUGUGGGGUCAUCACUGUACCUGAAUAUCUUCAGCUUCGGUUUGGUGGCUCCAGACUAAGGAUCUGUUUAUCAGUUGUAUCUAUAGUCUUCACUAUAGUCUCUACUCUCGCGUCUGAGAUGUAUGCUGGCAUUGUAAUCAUCCAACAAGUGCUUGGUUGGAAUCUGUACCUAUCUCUCAUCUUAUUACUUGUAAUGACUGCUGCGUAUACCAUGGCUGGAGGUCUUACUGCUGUGAUCUAUACUGAUGCUCUACAAUCAGUCAUCAUGAUCAUUGGAGGGUUUAUUCUCUUCUUCAUUUCUAUGUCUGAAAUAGGUUGGUUUGAAGGUCUUUAUCAAGCCUAUAUGCAUGCCAUUCCUAAUUCCACCCUUGAAGAGCUGUCUGUUAACCCCCUCAAUGCUACAAGCUGUGGUAUACCAACAGAGAAUGCUUGGCAUAUCUUCAGAGCUGCAGAUGCCGGAGACUACCCAUGGCCUGGUGUUGUGUUUGGUAUCUUCUUACUCUCUGCUCAAUACUUCUGUACUAAUCAGUUUCUGGUUCAGCGAUCAAUGUCUACCAAGAAUUUUACUCAAACCAAAGCAGGAGCAGUGUUUGCAAGCUACCUUAAAGUUCUACCUCUUCUUCUGAUGAUCUACCCUGGUAUGGUCAGCCGAGCAUUAUGGCCUGAUGAAGUAGCAUGCCUUGAUCGUGAUACAUGUGAAGAAGUUUGCGGAAAUCCUAAUGGAUGUACAGACAUCGCAUACCCACGACUGGUUCUAAGACUAAUGCCCACAGGAUUGAAAGGGUUAAUGUUUGGAGCCAUGCUUGCCGCCUUGAUGAGUACGUUGACCUCAGUCUUCAAUAGUUUAAGUACUCUCUUCACCAUGGAUAUCUGGACAAAGAUUAGACCUGUUGCCAAGGACAACGAACUCUUGAUCGUUGGCCGUGCCUGUACAGGUGUAAUGGCAAUCAUAGCCGUACUGUGGCUCCCACUCAUCCAAGCUUCAGGAACCGGUCAGCUUUUCGUCUAUAUACAAGCUAUGACGUCAUAUCUAACCCCGCCCAUCUUUGCUGUCUUUGUAGGGGGCAUGUUCUGGGAACGAGUAACUGAAAAGGGUGCGUUCUUUGGUCUUCUAGUUGGUGUAGUAGUUGGUGUCCUGCGCAUGAUCCUAGACUAUACCUACCCAGGACCAGGAUGUGGACAGAUUGAUAACAGACCAAGCGUCAUCACAAGCUUCCAUUAUCUUCACUUUGCUUGUGUUCUCUUCGCUAUUACUCUCAUCGUCAUCAUCAUUAUCAGCCUCUUCACCCAACCCAUCCCCAGUGAAAAGCUGGUACGUCUAACAUGGUGGACCAGACACAGCAAAAUGCAACGGGAACCAAUGGAUGAUACCUACAAGCCUGUUGAAGUACCACCAAGCCGUGAGCAAAUGGAGCUUGAAGAUGUUGAGAUCAGAGAUCCAACUUUUGCACGUCGAGCUUGUGGGAUACUAUGUGGGAUUACCUCAGGCAAGGCUCCUGAUGAACCCAGUGAGGAGGAGAUCAAAAGGACCACAUCUCUUGAAGAAUCACCCUUCUGGUAUCGAGUCAUGCUUGCUAAUCUCAUUAUCGCCAUAGGAUUUGGAAUCUUUCUCUUCGGGUUUUUCGGUUGAUGACUUCCAAAGUUAUUUUUAACAUGUAUAUAGUUGAACUCAUUUUCUCAAAAAAAUUCUCAUAACAUAUAGAUCUUAUGAUCUAGUAGGACUUCCUGUAAGAUAAUCUUGUUUUUAAAUCUUUUUUUCUUUUGAGAUUUCCUUCAAUUAUUGGGGUAUCAUACUCCACUAGAAGAGAGCUGGAUCAUUUUUGAUCACCCUAUAUAUUCAAGAACUAUAAAUUAAAGAAUAGGGGUAAAACUGACUGCGUGAUCUCUUUCUGAAGAUCCUUUCCUGCCUUUUGUAAAAGUUUUAUAUAAAAGAGGGAUAUUCACCCAUCAUUCUUUGUGAAGAGAGUUGCUGUGUAGGUGCGGUGGGGUGCUGGGAUAUAGGAAAUUCAAUAACAAUAUAUCCAAUCACUUUAUCAAAAUGAAGACCACAAUUUGGAUUUUAUUUAUUAUAUGCCAGGGAGGGAAUAUUUAACAGGGUAAAAACAUUAGAAGAGGUGUCAUAGUCGAGCAGUUUAAACACAUUUGACUGUCCCAGAGUUCAACUUCAAGCCCCAUUUUGGCGAUAAUGUACCUUGGUAAGACACUCAUCUGCAUAUGCCUCUCUCCACCUUGGUGUAGUAAAUGGAUACUUGGUACAUGUAGGAAGGACUUUCUAUUGAUAGGCUGUUGGUAGCCUACAAGGUCUGACAGGGUCGUAUUUCUAUUGAAUGAUUUCACUGGCCUUAAAGAUACACAUAUUGGUUUCCAUAGAACAUGUCGUGAGAGUGAUAUAACAGGGUAAUAAUUGCAGCACCUUGAGCAACUUGUGCAGUAUAUGUUAGUUCUAUACAAGAAGCCAAUAUUUAUGACUAUCCUUCUUUUUUUUUUCUUUUUUUAAUGAAGGCCACUGUGCAAAAGACUGAUUAUUAAAAGACUGCAGUGUUUGUUGGUGUGUAGAUGGAUCUGUUGAUGAUUUAACAUCAACAGAAUUAUCGUCAAAAAGUUUGCAGAUGUAUACCAAGAGGAAAAUCUGUGAAUAUGAAGCAGCAACUGGAAAUACAAUAUCCUCUUUGCAAAAUAUCAGUCAAAUAUGAUGAAAAUAUUGAAAUUGAUAUGGGACUUAACUGGGUUGUAUCAUCAAAUCUGAAAUGUAAUCUGUAUUCAUUUAAUUGCUGUUUCUUUUGUUUUCAUGUUACUAGUAAAUGCUUGUAAAAACUGAUCUUAACUGUAAA
Molecule: messenger RNA, 3552 nt
Organism: Strongylocentrotus purpuratus (purple sea urchin)
Lineage: Eukaryota; Metazoa; Echinodermata; Echinoidea; Camarodonta; Strongylocentrotidae
Product: sodium/glucose cotransporter 4
Exons: 14
Coding region: 405-2351 (648 amino acids)
Biological process (GO): transmembrane transport
Cellular component (GO): plasma membrane
Molecular function (GO): D-glucose:sodium symporter activity
Source: RefSeq, a predicted model, not a curated record